AUGCCGUUUGAAGACUCAAAGUACGAAAUAGAUGAAGAGACACGGAACUUACCUUCAACCGUCAACUAUUUCCCAGCGAUAUCGGAUUUGGAAGAGCAAGUGACUGAAGAGUCAGGGGAAGAUUUUGAUGACUCGGUGUUGAGAAAAAUUAGCUUGUUGCAAAUCAAACUUGAACAGUUACAAUAUUCUAAAGAUUCUAAUAGUUUUGGCCGGUUGAAUUGGAAUUUCAACAAGUUUGCAAGGCAUACGUUAUACGAAUUAGCUAAUGAAGUCUUUGGGUUUAAUGGAUGGUCCACUUCAAUAGAGGAAUGUGUCGUGCUGGAAAUGAAUGAAACCAGUGAUCAAAGGGAAAAUAGUUCUGGGACUGGCGGAUUGGCAGGGAAUGCGUCUACAGAAAACAUGCCAACUUCUACUUCUGCUUCAGCGAUUAAAACACAAGGCGAGAAUAGUAGCACAAGGUACUCCGCAAAGUGUAUUUGCGUGAUUCGUUUGACCUUGAAUGACGGAACAUGGAAAGAAGGAAUAGGUGAAGGUUUUGCAACUAACUUGCCUGAUAAAUAUAUGUGCUAUUCCAAGUGCAAGAAAGAGGCCGUUACUGAUGGAAUGAAAAAUGCAAUCAUUAGUCUACGUGACUUGUACUUCCGAUACGAGCUGAAGAAGAUCAGCAAAAAGUUUUGCGUCCAUUAA
This is a messenger RNA of Lodderomyces orthopsilosis Co 90-125, 687 nucleotides long. It is a transcript of the gene RAD59, whose product is annotated as Rad59p. The transcript has a single exon. The record is from RefSeq and is a predicted model, not a curated record. NCBI's taxonomy places the organism in Eukaryota, Fungi, Ascomycota, Pichiomycetes, Serinales, Debaryomycetaceae. Gene Ontology annotation, biological process: double-strand break repair via single-strand annealing; mitotic recombination; double-strand break repair via homologous recombination. Gene Ontology annotation, cellular component: nucleus. Bases 1 to 687 code for a protein of 228 amino acids.